AAACGUCUAACCAAAAUAGCAUCAAAUGAUCAAAGUCAACGAUGAAAGUUAUUUUUAAUAUUCCAUAGAAUAGAUCUUCCUAAUGUGUCGUUUUGUUGGUAAAAAUGAUGCAUUUUAUUACAAAUACCAGUAAAUUAACCAUGUGAAACGGGCGUAAAUAGUUGAACAGUAAAAAUCAGUUGGUAAAAUUAUGAUUUUAUUCAGGCAAAAACUAAAAUUUUCUCGAAUAGGAAGCAAGGUAAUCCCAAGGACUACCAAGGUGGGAACUGAAAUAAUAAAGGAUGGUGCACCUUGAAAUGACUGAUAUACAGUCAUAUCAUCACACCCUCACUAUAAAUGAUCUGCCUAAUGAGUUACUCAUUUAUAUAUUUUCUAUGAUCGAUUUUGAAUCACUGCUAGCCGUAUCAAAAGUUUGUGUGAGGUGGCAGCAACUCUGUUUAACACCAUGCAUCUGGGAUAACACUAGACUUAUUGUAUGUAUGAAGAACUAUGUUAGAAUUAGUGACAACAUUGUACCUUUUGUAGCUAAAUACUUGAAAAAUGUAAAACUGCAGUAUUUCAAAUUGUAUUCCCAAGUUAGAGCUUCCUUAAUCAGUUACUGCCCUAACUUAACUCAUUUAGAAAUAAGUAUAUCUCAAGUUGAUAGUUGUAUAUUUGAUGAUCUUGGCUAUUGGCCUCAUUUGAAAUUCUUGAGUUUCAGAAACUCUCUAAUAGUACAAAAUCCAGAAAAUGCUAAUGGUAAUUUUGUAUAUCAUUUACCAUUUGAGAAACUAAAGUAUUUAGAAACAUUAAUUUUAUCAAACUUUGCAUUGACUCACAGUAGCUUGUAUAGUAUGCUAUUGUGUGUGAAUUUAGUUAGCAUUAAUAUGGAGAAAAUGAAAAAUAUACCAGCAGACUUUUUAGAAUCAUUGUUAAGAACCAAGCAGUCAACUCUGAGAGCUUUACACAUAUAUGGAGAUACAUUAAAUGAUGACAUAGUGUGUUCAAUAUCAAACUGCAAGGUACUACAGGUCCUUCAUAUUAUGACAUGUAAAACUCUGUUUGACUCCAGCUUACAUCAUUUGUAUAGAUUAAAAAACUUGCAUUCAUUAAAAUUGAGACAUGGGUAUUUUUCAACAAAUGCCUUGUUAGCAUACUUCUCAAAUAAUAAAUUUCAAUACUUGACAUAUUUAAGUCUAUCACGAUGUUUGCAUGUGACAAUGCAAGUUGCAAACGCCAUAAAAACUAGUGCACCUAAUUUAAAAGAGUUAUCAUUUUAUCUAUGUCCAUUUAUAAUUGCUCCAGAUUUUAAAAGGAGUGAGCUACAAAAAAUGUUCAACAUUGAGUUAUUGCUAGAUUAAAUUCAUUGAUCUGACCUCAUUAUAAAUAGGUUGUCAUUAAAACAAAGCAACUUAGAUCCGUCCACCUCAUUAGAUACAGUGUUGUAUUAAUUGUAUUUAAAAUACCGAUUUUAAACUAUGUUAAUUAUUGAAUAUUUGACAUGACAUCAAUAUGAAUUUAGGUUAUUGUAACUAUAAUGUGAUGAAUGUAAAGUUUGAUGCA
Messenger RNA from Zerene cesonia (dogface butterfly), 1542 nucleotides. RefSeq names its product F-box/LRR-repeat protein fbxl-1-like. NCBI's taxonomy places the organism in Eukaryota, Metazoa, Arthropoda, Insecta, Lepidoptera, Pieridae. The coding region runs from base 282 to 1340 and encodes 352 amino acids. The transcript is spliced from 2 exons. Gene Ontology annotation, biological process: SCF-dependent proteasomal ubiquitin-dependent protein catabolic process. The record is from RefSeq and is a predicted model, not a curated record. Gene Ontology annotation, molecular function: protein binding. Gene Ontology annotation, cellular component: SCF ubiquitin ligase complex.